Rhodamnia argentea is the source of this 711-nucleotide messenger RNA. RefSeq lists its product as uncharacterized. Bases 1 to 711 code for a protein of 236 amino acids. NCBI's taxonomy places the organism in Eukaryota, Viridiplantae, Streptophyta, Magnoliopsida, Myrtales, Myrtaceae. The record is from RefSeq and is a predicted model, not a curated record. The transcript has a single exon.
AUGGAUAAAAUUGAGAUGAUAUGGGAUAAUCAAAUUGCCGCGGAUUCUUUUCCCAAGCUAAAAUCGCUUUCCGUGGAUGAAUGCAAUAAGUUUGUGACCGUUGUUCCUACUUUCGUUCUAGGACAGCUCAAGAGCUUGGAAAGUUUAGAAGCCAAAGCAUGCGUUUCACUUAAAGUUGUUUUUGAACUUCAGCCACUAAUUCCUCUAGAUGGGCAUCCUGUUGCUGUUCCGUUAAGAGAGCUGACAGUAUCAAGAUUACCAAAGCUAAAGUGUGUAUGGGAUAAGGAACUCCACCGUCAAGUUAAAUUCCAGCAUCUACGUUCAGUUAGCGUUUCCUGUUGCAAUAGCCUCACCUCUUUGUUUCCAACGUCGAUAGUUAGAGAUCUAAUGCCACUUGAGGAGUUGGAGAUCCGUGAAUGUGGCAUUGCCCAACUCAUCGAGAAGGAAGAAGGACUACUAGUUCCCAGGUUUGAUUUCCCAAAGUUAACCUCUCUUAAGCUUAAAGAUCUGACUAAGUUGAAGCACAUCUACACCGGAACACAUGCUAUACAUUGCCCGGCAUUGAAAACCUUGAAGGUGGAUGGCUGUAACAAAGUGGAGAUAAUUGCUCACCACACUGAGAAUGACAUGCCACGUCAUAAACAACCUCUCUUUCUGAUAGAAAAGGUACGAGCCAAGAUUAUUUGUUUUAAUUCAAUAGUGGAUAUUUGA